AUGGCAUCCGGCGAGAAUCAGUCAUCAUCUGAUAACCAGCAAAGAAGAUGGCAUCACAUAAGAAAAUUAUUAGAAAGGUCUGGACCUUUUUGCCAUCCAGACUUCGAGCCAUCACCGGAGAUAUUAGAUUUUAUCAUGGAUUCAUGCAAAGUGCUAAUUGUAGGCGCUGGUGGUCUAGGCUGUGAAUUACUGAAAGACUUGGCUCUGAUGGGAUUUAAAAAGCUGCAUGUUGUAGAUAUGGAUACUAUUGAACUGUCGAACUUGAACAGGCAGUUUCUAUUUAGGAAAAAUGAUAUUGGGUUGUCAAAAGCCAAAUGUGCUGUUGAGUUUGUUAACAGAAGAGUACCAGGCUGUGAAGCAGUUGCUCAUCAUUGUCCCAUCCAAGAUUUAGAUGAAGGAUUUUAUAGGCAGUUCCAUAUUGUUGUCUGUGGUCUUGACUCCAUUGUUGCUAGACGCUGGCUGAAUGGAAUGCUGAUGUCACUGUUACAAUACAAUGAUGAUAGGAGUUUAGAUCAAAGCAGUGUAAUUCCUUUAGUUGAUGGUGGAACUGAAGGAUUUAAAGGCAACGCAAGAGUGAUCCUGCCAGGCAUGAGUGCCUGUAUUGAGUGCACUCUUGAUCUAUAUCCUCCUCAGAAGACAUUCCCUUUGUGUACUAUUGCUAACACUCCAAGAUUACCAGAACAUUGCAUUGAAUAUGUGAAAGUGAUACAAUGGGCAAAAGAAAAUCCUUGGGGGAACAACACAGCUCUUGAUGGAGAUGACCCACAACAUGUUGCUUGGGUGUUUGAGAAGGCACAGGACAGGGCUGUCAAGCAUGGAAUCUCAAAUGUGACUUAUAGGCUCACACAAGGAGUCCUAAAGAACAUCAUUCCAGCAGUUGCUAGUACUAAUGCUGCUAUUGCAGCUUGUUGUGCUACAGAGGUUUUCAAGCUAGCCUCUUCAUGCUGUACUAACAUGAACAACUACAUGGUGAUGAACAUGGCAGAUGGUGUUUACACAUACACAUUCAAUGCAGAAAAGAGGCCGGACUGUGUUGCAUGCAGCAACUCCACUCGCAUUGUAGAAAUAGAACCAGAUGCAACCUUGCAGAUGAUCUACGAUAAGCUCUGUGAAGAUCCUGCCUUUAUGAUGAAGAGCCCUGGUAUAACAACAGUGAUCAAUGGCCGUAACAAAACCUUAUACAUGUCUUCUAUAAAAAGCAUUGAAGAAAGAACAAGGGAUAAUUUGAAGAAGAAAAUAACAGAUUUGGGCCUAUACAAUGGUGCUGAUAUACUAGUAGCUGAUGUCACUACCCCAAACACAGUAACAAUAAAACUGAAGUUCCUGGAGAAUCAGGAUGUUGAAAUGGCGCGAUAA
Messenger RNA from Spodoptera littoralis (African cotton leafworm), 1356 nucleotides. Lineage: Eukaryota; Metazoa; Arthropoda; Insecta; Lepidoptera; Noctuidae. The record is from the annotation of a GenBank genome assembly.